Lithohypha guttulata is the source of this 723-nucleotide messenger RNA. RefSeq lists its product as uncharacterized. The record is from RefSeq and is a predicted model, not a curated record. The coding region runs from base 1 to 723 and encodes 240 amino acids. NCBI's taxonomy places the organism in Eukaryota, Fungi, Ascomycota, Eurotiomycetes, Chaetothyriales, Trichomeriaceae. The transcript is spliced from 3 exons.
AUGCCUGGUUUCCGGUUUGAGGACAAUGGCUUGUUCGAGGUCAAACUCAUUUCAACAGCUGAAGGCCUGCUAUUUGUCAACUUUAGUUCUGGAACAAUAGAUAUACCAUUCGUGGGUUUCAAAUCAAGUCUGCCAACGCGUCAUCUGCAUUGCGCCAUCACCGGUGUUUCUAUUGAUACGACACUGAAUUGGAAAGUGAUCGCAAAUGAUUUCAAGGAGCAGGCAAAACAGGCUGAGACACAUUUCGACUGGGCUCAACCUUGGCGAAAGCAAAAAGUGGUACGACAGCUGGAUCCGUUGAGCUUGCUGAGAGAACUCGAAGAAGGAUUGUGGUGCACGAUAAGCAUAAUACCGAAAGGACCAAGGGCGACGGUUGUGAAAUUUGACAUUUUGAACCGAGCUAGCACCGUAGUGCCAGUAACACUUGUGUCAAGAUGGAAGGCGCGACUCGAGCAAGAGAUUCAAUCGGCAGCGGCCAAGUCGAGAGGGCAGUCGGCUUCAUUUACGUAUGAAUGUGGAGGACGUAUGAUCGAGCUUUCGGCGAUCCUGGAUCAGCAAGUCCGCAUCGAAUCGAUGUCGGGGACAAAGAGCCGUCCUAUGCUUCGAUUUACUGGAACUGAGAACUUCGACUUCGAAGCUGAAGCUCUUGCAGAUACUCUCGACCGACAGGCAAACCUUGCUUGCUCAAUGAAGUCGAUAUGCUCGCGAGCCGUGGAGUGGUGA